UCCGCUCAGUCAAAUCACAACGGGGGCGCCGCCGCCGCAGUCAGAAGGUUGUCUCUAUGAAACCCUCCGAGGGAACCCCUUAAACUGAUCAAAGUUUGGACUCUUUUUCGGAUGAUACCGGAGUGGAAACGCUCGAACAACCCAAGCAUGACGAGUUGUGACGGUUUGCUACCUCUUGCCAUGUCGGCGUAGCGAGAAAAGUCCGGAAAAGUCUCCGUCGUCCGUAACAAACAAUCCGAGCUGUACCAGGGCAUUCGUGGCCGUCGAGUUUUCCCCUUCUUUUUCGCUGUUAUUAUCGGUUUCAUUUUGAUAUUUUUCGGGGAAUGUACCUUUUCCGAACCGGUCUGGACGUGUUAAGGUGCUUUUAAAGUCGGGAUAGCUCUACUUUUUUCUUAUUUGGACUUUGUUGCGUUGCCUCACCAUGUUGCCGAGCACGGCGCAGUACGCGAUGAAGAAACGGAAGAAGCCGGUGCAGAAAACACCCAAGCCGCCUCCGCCCAAUGGCACCAAGUCCAACCCGUCCAAACGCCACCGGGACCGCCUCAACGGAGAGCUGGACAAGCUCACCAGCCUGCUGCCGUUCCCAGAGGAGGUGCGGGCGCGGCUCGACAAGCUGUCGGUGCUGCGGCUCAGCGUCGGCUACCUCAAGGUCAAGAGCUUCUUUAACGCCGUCAUGAAAGCCGGCCCAAACGGCUCCGGCUGGAGCAGCGAGCGAGAACUGCUGUUUGGAGGAAACGUCCAGAGCGCCGCGCCGCCGUCGCUCUCCGCCUCCUUCUCCACGGUGACCACCUCCAUCGACGGAGUCAGCUUCUCGGAGGGAGACCUGCUGCUGCAGGCGCUGAACGGCUUCGUGUUGGUGGUGACGGCUGAGGGUUACGUCUUCUACACGUCGCCCACCAUCCAGGACUUCCUGGGCUUCCACCAGUCGGACGUCGUCCAUCAGAGCGUGUUUGAGCUGAUCCACGCAGACGACCGCGCGCUCUUCAGACGCCAGCUUCACUUCUCCUUCAACCCCGAUGCAGACAGCUCCGAGAGUCCCAGUGAGCAGAACAGCGCUGACAUCAGCACCAACGUGGUGGCCUACGACCUCCAGACCAUCCCUCCUGAGAACUCGUCCUUCCUGGAGAGAAACUUCUGCUGUCGUUUCCGCUGCCUGCUGGACAACUCGUCUGGUUUCCUAGCUCUGAACUUCCGUGGCCGGCUGAAGUUACUCCAUGGGCAGAACCGGGUAUCGGAGAACGGGUCGCUGGUUCCUCCUCAGCUGGCUCUGUUCGCCAUCGCCACGCCGCUGCAGCAGCCGUCCAUCCUGGAGAUCCGCACUAAGACCCUCAUCUUCCAGACCAAACACAAGCUGGACUUCACGCCCAUCGGUAUCGAUGGCAGAGGGAAGAUCGUUCUGGGCUACAACGAGGUGGAGAUCUCCAUGAAGGGUUCAGGCUACAGCUUCAUUCACGCCGCCGACAUGAUGUACUGCGCCGACAAACAUCUACGAAUGAUUAGAACCGGAGAAACCGGCUUCACCUUCUUCAGACUGCUGACCAAAGAUCGGCGCUGGGUCUGGGUCCAGUCCAACGCCCGGCUGGUCUAUAAGGACGGGCGGCCAGAGUUCAUCGUGGCGCGGCAGCGAGCGUUGACGAACGAGGAGGGGGAGGAGCAGCUGCGCCUGCGCCAGCUGCAGCUGCCCUUCAACUUCGCCACUGGCGAGGCGCAGCUGUACGACCUGCCGCUGAGCCUGGAAGUCCCGGACCUCUGCUCCGCGCCCAAGCUCCGGAAGAUGGAGGGAGAACCCAGCAACUCCAACUCCCUGCUGGGCUGCCUGCUGAGCCAGGACCGCGCUGCCUACUGCAAGCACGAGAGCCCCAACGGCAUCAGCUCGCUGAGCGACGUGGCGUUCCAGGACACCCACGCCACAGUCAGCGUCCCCCGAGAGCUGCAGGCGGAGCCGGCGCCCAGCGUGCCGCUGCUCCGCAUGGACCCCACCAUCCAGGACAUGGUGGAGACGCUGGAGUCGCUGUUCGGCGACGCAGACCUGAUCGAGGCGGUGGACGUCGGGCCGGAGGAGCUGCAGAGCUGGGAGAACUCGCUGAUCAACUUCACCACCGGCAACCAGGUGUUCAAGGACGACCUGAACGACAUCCUGAGCAGCGACAUCCUGACCUACGUGGCAGAGCAGCUGCAGAGCGAGGGCGGCCUGGCCUUCCCCGAACCGCUGGACAAGAUCCAGAACCACAACCCAGAGCCGGCCGGGCAGCAGGACUUCAGCUGGCCCGUCCAGAUCCAGAACCAGAUCCAGAACCAGAUCCAGAACCAGAUCCAGCCGCCGCCUCUCUCUGGGUCGGCCAAGCUCAGCCACCUGGACUUCCCUCCCAUGGCCUCUGCUGGGCUCAACGGCCUGCAGGUUCCGGUUCCGUCUUCACUUCAGCUGGGCAGCUCCACAAACAUGACCUUUAACCCUUCGUGUCGUCAGCACCAAGUUUUUAAAAGCAGCCCUACAGACUUAACGGACCCGGACCAGAACGCGGGUGGAACCGUCAACCCGGUGUUUAUCUUUAAAGGCUCCCAGUGGGGCGAGUCCAGCCCAGCCCAGAACUUUGUAGAACCAUAUGCCCCGAAUAUUUCAAGUGGCGCUGGCGCCCAGCCGCCGCUGUCCGGGUUCCAGCCCAACCCCACCAUUCAGAACGCCUUCAAAACCCCCGAGCCCACCCCGCUCCCCGACCAGCUGGACUGCAUGUUCAGAACCACCGCCACCGCCACGCUACUUCCCAACGGCGUCAAUCACGGCCAGGCCAGAACCGACCCGGACUCCUUCCACUUGCAGGCCAAAGCCGCCUGCUACUACCAGGCGCUGCCUGCAGGCGGCGCUGUGGCGGCAGCACUGCCAUCGCAUAAAGAGGCGGCGUUGACCUACCAGGUCAAGUCCAACGGCCGGACGAUGCGGCAACACUUUCUACACUUCAGUGAAAACACACAGAUGGACAACCGUCCCAUCGUUGGGAACGGAGGAUUCCCCUUCACCUCGCUGCCCAACAGGAAAACCUGCCUGACAGAGAACAAAUAGGACCGCCGGGACACCUGGACUCCAACUUGGACUGAAACUCGGACUCAUCCGUGGAAAACCGUAAAGACUGGAGCGACUAACGAGGGUUAGACUGAAGAACGGGCGAAGGACAAGUUCAGGUUUGGUGGUGUUGGCUCAAGAAGACAAUCGGGACGAUUUAUCACAGCUGGAGAAAUAUUUCCUCUUUUAUUAAAUAAUUUUUAUGAUCAGCAUAUAUUUUAUUGUAAUACUUCCUCAUAUAGGUAUCAAGAGUCUUCAAAUUAACCCAUAAAAAUGGAAGAGAAAUAUUUUGAGUCAUUUUUCCUUCAGAUUUAACGGUGAGAAGCAACAAAACGACGUGUGGAGCGUUCAUAAAGCAUUAAAAACAUUCAUUUAAAACACUUUUUAUCGCUGGUGAUGCACACAGGCAGUUUGAGGUGGUUGGAAGUGAAUUUAAGUAUAACAGGACAGAAUGCGAGCUGUUUGGUUCACCACAAGGGGGCAGCAGUUACAAACCUGAGUGACUCCUAAUCCAAGUCGACGCCUAGAGGCCAAAGGUGGUACUGCACUCCACAGCUCCACACUCAUUUGUUUCCCAUUUUAGCUCCAUUUAAAAAAAAAAAAAAAGAAAACGACGA
Messenger RNA from Poecilia latipinna (sailfin molly), 3675 nucleotides. Its product is annotated as aryl hydrocarbon receptor-like. Gene Ontology annotation, biological process: xenobiotic metabolic process; response to xenobiotic stimulus; regulation of transcription by RNA polymerase II. Gene Ontology annotation, cellular component: nucleus; aryl hydrocarbon receptor complex. Lineage: Eukaryota; Metazoa; Chordata; Actinopteri; Cyprinodontiformes; Poeciliidae. The transcript is spliced from 11 exons. Gene Ontology annotation, molecular function: transcription cis-regulatory region binding; protein dimerization activity; nuclear receptor activity. The record is from RefSeq and is a predicted model, not a curated record. Bases 422 to 3058 code for a protein of 878 amino acids.